Messenger RNA from Paramecium sonneborni, 986 nucleotides. The record is from the annotation of a GenBank genome assembly. Lineage: Eukaryota; Ciliophora; Oligohymenophorea; Peniculida; Parameciidae.
UCUCAAUGUUCUCACCUUUAAUUAGAAGAAUUUAUCCUAAACAACAUAAUAAUGUCAAUAACCUAUAUUGUUAAAACUUUAAAAUCUAACAUCAUAGACCAAGAUAAUUAAAUUUAUCUCUACCUCAUCAAAUAAGAAUUCCACCUCUCGAAUAAGAUUAUCAAUACUUUUAAGAUAUAAAUGAAAAAAAUAUCAAAAGUUAUCUCUAACCCUUAAGAAAUGCAAUUGCUAAAAUUAUAGAAAAGAGAUAAGAAUAAUAAUGCAGACGUAAAUCAACUUAUGGAUAAUUAUUUGGUGAACUAACUAAAAAAGAAAUGUGUAAUCAUCCAACCCUCAUAGAAUAACAUAAAUAAUCUAGUAAAAAGGAAUUAGCUUUAACCAGUUUUGCAUUGAUGUUAGAAAGAAAAUAACGAAAAAAAACAACAAGAAAACUUUCCAAAAAAUUAUCAAAAUAAGAAUCAAUUAUUGGUAAUACAUUAUCUAAUAUAUUAGAAUUUGAUAAUAUGGAGAGACCUCCAUCUUGUGUUACACCUCCUAAACUUGUUUUAACGCCUAAACCUUAGUUAAAAUCAAAAAUUCAAUUAGCAAAAGAAAAAUAUUUAAAAGAACAAUAUUUCAAAAUUGGUCACUUUUUAACAAGUAGAUUAUAAUCAAAUAAAAAAUCAUAACCAGAACUCAAUAAUAAAAUUAGAUAUCAUUGCCCAACAUAUUCUUGUACAUCUCCACCUAAUGGAUAACUAAGCUCUUUUACAUCAUCUCCAAAAGUUUUGACAACUAUCAAAACAAAUACUAUAGCUAUUUUAUAAGAUUUCAAACCAAAAUCAAAAAAAACUCUUUCAUAAACAUUCAGGCCUUAUGCCUAACAUAAUACAUUAUUAUUAAAAUAAAUUUAAUAGACUUUUGAUAUUAAACCAUGUAUUGGAUAAAAUAAACAUUAGAAUAAAAAUAGUAAAUUUAUAUUUGAAAGCAAUUAAUAUUUAUAUUGA